Myxocyprinus asiaticus (Chinese sucker) is the source of this 3364-nucleotide messenger RNA. RefSeq names its product ataxin-7-like protein 2. The transcript has 10 exons. The record is from RefSeq and is a predicted model, not a curated record. The coding region runs from base 17 to 2074 and encodes 685 amino acids. NCBI's taxonomy places the organism in Eukaryota, Metazoa, Chordata, Actinopteri, Cypriniformes, Catostomidae.
AUGCGCUCUUGUCGUGAUGGUGGCGGAUCAUGCACGCGCUAAAACCGUAUUGGCUGCCCUAGAUCAGCGGAUUUCCACCCUUGACUUUGAUGGACAAAGCUGGACAACUUGGAUCGACAAAGCGGACGUAUCCAUACCAGAGGGGUCCUCUCUGGAAGAGUGCAGCAAAAAUGUGAAGAACAGGAUGGAAACUAUGACUCUCCGGAAAGAGGACAUGUCUAUAUAUGGUCACUGCCCAGCACAUGAUGACUUCUUCCUGGUGGUGUGCAGCCACUGCGGGCAGGUAGUAAAACCACAGGCUUUUGAAAAGCACUUUGAGCGACGACAUGGGCCCUUGAGCAAACUAUGCGGCACUCCGUCCAACUGCUCUCCUGACCGGUCCCAACAGGGGAGACCCCCCUCCCAGCAUGACAGUCUCAGUGAGGGUCAAGUCAGCAGGAGCCAGGGGCCUGGACCUCCAAAAUUCCCACCACCUCACUCUCCCCACCAGGGACGCUCCAAACCACUGCGUGAAGCACCAAGUCUGCAGCAGGUGGAUACAGUUUCCCAAAGAACCCCUCUAUCACCUCCACAUUUUUCCACUCCCAGUCCCAGAGACCCACCCUGGAAUCGUGGGAAAACCCCACCAAAAGCACCCCCACCAGCUGAAAAACCACUCCAGAAGAGUUUGGAUUCCCACACUCCACUGCACGGACCAAGAAAUUACAGCAGAACUUACAAGAAAGUCCUUAAGAAAGAAUGUGACUUAGACAAGCAUUGUGGGGUGAUGGAUUCUGAGAGAAAGAAAGCGUGCACCCGACUGCUAACGUGUAAUAUUCAUUCCAUCCAUCAGCGCCGGCAGGUUGUAGGGAGGAGUAAACGCUUUGACCAGCUUGUAAGGGAGCUGAAGAUGAGCUCAAAGACUCGAGUGCACCCCCCUCUGCCCAUAGAGGUUUCUGAUGGAGGCCCCGCCCAACCCAAACCCAGAGGGUCUCAAAUUGGGCCUCUGCACUACACAAGCCAAAUAACUAACUCUUCUAUUCUCAGGUCUAUGAGUCCAUCAGACAGUAGUGUAGAAAUGAAGGAGGGAAAGAUGCACUCUGAGGAGACGCAGAUGGAGUCGGUUUCAGCUUGUCUCUCCAGUGAGGAGAGUGGUGGGGAAAACUGUGAGGAAUUUACUCAUCUGCCUGCAAGCACUUGGCACCCUAAACCCCUGGGAUUUUGCACCUUCGGGGCACAUGUACUUGGCCGUAGUGUUUUAGCUUUUGACCGAAGGAUGCUCCACCUGCGGUCAGCAUUCAGUGUUAUGAUGGAGCAGCACCUCAGCACUUAUCUGUGGAAGAAAAUCCCUCAGGUUUCAGAGCUAUGCUCUCAUCAGCCAUCAGUCAUUACAAAAUCCUACAAUUCCCAUGAUGCCAUGCGCAGCUCAGUACCCACUCGCAGUGCCUCUUCUCUCAGGACUAGCACCUCAGGACAAUCAGAGCUACCAACAAAAGCCCAGUCAACCUCAGGUCCUGACUGGCCUAGUAAUGCAGGGGGUCGGCCCAGCAAGCAGGCCUUGCAGACCAGAUUCAGGGAGCUUCAGGAGGGUCCCACAACCAGUAAGCGGCAGAAAUUUCCACAAGAUGACGAGGACUCACAUGGACAGGGCAAGAUCUCAUACACCCCUCACCACAGGGACCUCCAGUCCUCCUUGGCUAGAACCACACUUCGUUCUCCACAUAGACCAUUCAUUGGAGCACUAUCACCUGGCAGCAAACCAUGGCAAUCUGUAAAUUCCACUGAAAUGAAGAGGCUGAUCAAGCAAAGCCCCACCCAUUUCUCCCCCUCUCCUGUCCCAGAGUCGGAUAAGGGAGGGUCCUCAGGGCUGAAUCAAAGGGCUGUUGGGUAUGAACAAAAAGGGCCUGGCAGGAAACGUAAGAUCAGUGGUGCCUCAUCCCCCAACAACACUUCAUGUGCCCCAAAACCAAACAUCCUCUCCUCUUUCUCCCAAACCCACUCCAAUCCGGUGUCCUGGGGUGGGGAUGGUAGACCAGGAUCAACCCAAAGUCUGCCAAAGAAACUGGGUGCACAGAAGCCAAAGCUUCUUCACUGAGGGAGUCUGCCUUAAACUCCUCCAGAAGCACAAGUUGACUGCCAUGUACUUUGCUUCGGACUUUAUGCACAGGAUGGUGGAAGUUUGAAGUUCACCGUAGGAGUGUGUAUGUUAUAUACUGAAUUUUUAUGUGAGUGAAUGUAUAUGUUGGAUGACCUGCAACUGAGUAUAAAAUACCUCAAGACCUUCCGUAUGCUGCUAAACUGACUGUCAGAUAAUGGACUUUGAAAUAAAUAUGCCAACAUCUUUCUGUUGUCUUGCUGUUAAUGAAAAGUGAUGAUGCUUCAUCUCAACACUAGAUGGCACUAAACAACCAGGUACCUCAAUGUUACACAAGGCCAAAGAAGGGAACGCUUAUAUUAUUGACCUUAUUCACUGCAGCGUCAUCUUUUAUUUUUGACGGGAAUGACUACAAUACAAGGCCGUGAUGGAUAGACUUAGUCUCGUCAGUGGGUUGUACUGUUGUUUUAAGUGUUGAUCGUUCCGUUGACGAAACAUUACAAAAAUAUAUUUACAAGAAUUUUCAGUAGACAAAAUAAUCCAGGCAACAUGAGUUGAUGAAAAUUAGGUGUGAUCUCGGAGCUUUUUUGAUAGCUUUAUACAGUGCAAAGAGAAGGUAAUUAUAUCCCUCAAAGCCUCGUUUUCAUUCCCAUCAAAGAUGGCGCUGCUGUGAAUAAGGUCAUUAUAAGUAUUACCUUCUUUGACCUUGUGUAACAUUGAGGUACCUAGUUGUUUAGUGCAAUCUAGUGUUGAGAUGAAGCAUCAUCACCAUUCAGUUUCAAAUUAAUCCGAAUAUUACCAUAAAGUAAUUUAGUCUCAACCCACAGUUUGUUAAAUCAAAGGAAAAAUGCAUGUACAUCUAUUGCACUUAUAAUAGAAGCCAAUGGAGCAAGUGUAUUAUGUUAUUUUUAUCUAGAAUAUUUGGGUAGAAUAAAGGGAUAGUUCACCCUAAAAUGAAAAUUGUGUCAUUUACUCAUCCUCAUGGUUUUUCAAACCCAUAUGACUUUCUUCUGUGGAACACAAAAUGAGAUCUUGGGAAGAAUGACAGCCUCAGCCACCAUUCACUUGUAUUGUAUAAAUAAAUACAAUAAAAGUGAAUGUUGACUGGGGCUAACAUGCUGCCUAGCAUCUCCCUUUGUGUUCCAUGGAAGAAAGUAAGUCAUGCGGGUGUGGAAACGCAUUAGUGUAUGUAAUGUAGAUAUGGAGGAGGGAGCCUCCACAGCCAUAAAAUGUACCCAUUAUAUUUAUAAAAAUUGCUGAUCUUGUAUUUAAGUCACUGAUUCAAAAUAU